AUGGCCGUAAACAAUACACGUCGGAUCAACCUUGUUCGCAUCGCCCAUGUCUUUUACACCCAUAAAGACCUCAACGAAGCCCAUGAAUUCUUGCUAAACUUUGGCUUCCAGGAAGUCAAACGUGUGGGCACGGAUAUCUAUUAUCGCGGCACUGGUUCCCAGCCAUUUGUGUACUGUGCGCGACAUGGUGAAGAAGACGUGUUCGGGGGCGCAGCUUUCGUCGUGGAAUCUGAAGCUGAUCUUGUCGCUGCGCAAGAGCUUCCUGGAGCUACAGAGAUAUACGAGUUGAGUGAUGCGCCUGGCGGUGGUCGUUGUGUCACUUUCCACGACCCCAUCGAUGAUUUCCCUUUCCACCUUAUUUACGGACAAACACCCUGGGCCGAUGAAAAAGCUCUCCCGCAACUCGAUUUCAAUUUCCCGACGGUGAAACACAGACCAGGUAAUAAGGUGCAGCGAUUCGACAAGGGUCCUGCCCCAGUGCACAAGAUAGGUCAUUUUGGAAUGUGUGUCACCGACUUCGCCAAGGCCUUUGACUUCUAUACCACCCGAUUCAACUUCAAGCCGAGUGAUCUCGUCCAAGACUCUACCGGAAGAGACAUAACCACAUUCCUCCAUUUAGAUCGUGGUUCUGAAUUGGUCGAUCAUCAUUGCUUUUUCUUCUUUGAAGGUCCCAAGCCGCAUGUCCAUCACUCGUCGUUCGAAACACAUGAUUUCGACACUCAGGUGUUGGGUCAUGACUGGCUGCGCAGCAAGGGGUAUGAGAACUGCUGGGGUGUAGGACGUCACAUCAUGGGAAGUCAGAUCUUUGAUUACUGGUUCGAUCCCUCUCGCUUCAUCAUCGAACAUUAUGUUGAUGGUGAUUUGGUUAAUGAUGAGUAUCCCAUCAAUCGAUCCCUUGCCUCGCCUGGCAAUUUGCAUGUAUGGGGCCCAGAUCUUCCCCCCACCUUCCUGCAGUAA
Penicillium mononematosum is the source of this 957-nucleotide messenger RNA. RefSeq names its product VOC family protein. Gene Ontology annotation, biological process: L-methylmalonyl-CoA metabolic process. Gene Ontology annotation, cellular component: mitochondrion. Gene Ontology annotation, molecular function: methylmalonyl-CoA epimerase activity. NCBI's taxonomy places the organism in Eukaryota, Fungi, Ascomycota, Eurotiomycetes, Eurotiales, Aspergillaceae. The transcript has 6 exons. Bases 1 to 957 code for a protein of 318 amino acids. The record is from RefSeq and is a predicted model, not a curated record.